AUGGCGGACGCUACUCGAUCCAAGCAAAUGCAGCAACAGAUCGAUGCCUUAGAGGAGAACCAUCAAGAAUCCCAAACUCGUUUCACCAACAUUGAUGAGAGACUGGACCAACUCACUGAAAUGGUUCGAAUCUUGGUUGCUCAUCAAGGAAACUUGGCACGAGACCUGCAAAACCAGCAAGAAAAUGAGCAUGGGAUGCAAAGGGGGCCAAACUUAAGAGGUAUUCGGCUAGACUUUCCACAUUUUGCGAGUGAAAACCCAUCAGCAUGGGUUUUUAAAGCAUCCCAAUACUUCGAAUACCAUCAAACCACCCCUGCACAAAAGUUACUGCUAGCCUCAUAUCACAUGGAAGGGGAUGCCUUGGUAUGGUACCAAGAGGCCCUAGACACAGCCCAGUUUGUGAGUUGGGAGACUUUGGUGCGGGCUAUGUUGGUUCGUUUUGGACCGACAGCCUAUGACGACCCUAUGGAGACCUUAACUAGGUUGAAGCAAGUCACUACGGUGGCAACUUAUAAGGCCAGCUUUGAGGCGCUGUCACAUAGAGUACGGGGCCUUUCUGAGCACCAUAAGUUAAGUUGCUUUCUAAGCGGCUUAAAGGAUGAGAUCCGGCUACCUCUUCGCAUGUUUAACCCACACAACUUAACGGCAGCAUUUGGAUUAGCACGAAUUCAAGAAGAAUACAUUAAUAAUGCUAAGAAGCCAAUGAAGUUCUUGGGGGAAAAGGGGCUGUCCAGUUUCAGUAACACUUCCUAUGGGAAUGUGGGUGCUACGAGUACUAACAUUCAGAAAUCCAGCCCUCCUAUCAAAAAAAUUUUUUCCACGGCAUGGGAUGAGAAGCGUAAAAAAGGGUUGUGUUAUCAUUGCGAUGAAAAAUGGAACCCCAACCACAAUUGCAAAAAGUCUAAGGUGUACCUUCUUCAAGGAAUUGAGGAAGUAGAGGCGAUAGAGGAAGGUGAAGAGGAAAUUGCUUUGAUUGCUGAAUUGCCUAUGGAAAGGGACUCAAAACAGAAAGGGGUUAUAGUUGAACCCGAGAUUUCCUUAAAUGCAAUUACAGGGACCCCUAGUUCAAAGACUAUGCGACUCAUGGGCUGGAUUGGAAGUAUACAAGUGGUACUUUUGGUGGAUUCCGGGUCUACGUACAGUUUUAUGGAUCCAUCUAUUGCACGGGCUGCGAAGUUAAGUGUUGAUAAAAGUAAGAAGAUUGCUGUCAAGGUUGCAAAUGGACAAAUGGUGCAAGGUCUAGGCCACUGCAGCAAGGUUAAAACAAAAAUACAAGGUAUUCAAUUUAACCCUUCUUAUUAUGUUUUGCCUCUUGGUGGUUGUGAUGUGGUCCUUGGGGUGGAUUGGUUGGAAUCCCUUGGAGACAUUGUGUGGAGUUUCGUUGAAUUGAGUAUGAAGUUUGUAUACUUGGGUAGAAAGGUGGAGCUAUUGGGGUUGAGGUUAGAUGGCCUUACAAUUGAAAAAGGAGGAAAGGCAAUGAGUGCUUCGAUGUAUAAGGGGAAGGGGCUCUUUUUACAGCUGUUACUUGAGGAAGAUAUGGAGAAAACUGCAGAUUUGAAGGAGGAUGUCCAGCAAGUACUCACUAAAUUUCCCCAAGUCUUUGAGGUACCAAGAGGGUUACCACCUUCAAGACCCCAAGACCAUAGAAUUCCCCUUAAGGAAGGAACUCAACCCAUGACAGCUAGACCUUAUCGAUACCCCCAUUACCAAAAAUCUGAGAUAGAGAAGAUUGUGGUGGAGUUGUUAGAGUCCGGGGUGAUAAGACCUAGCACAAGUCCUUUCUCUUCUCCCGUGCUCUUGGUGCGUAAGGCGGAUGGGAGUUGGCGCAUGUGCGUCGACUAUAGGGCUCUUAACCAAGUAACCAUAAAGGACAAAUUUCCUAUACCCGUUAUUGAUGAGCUGUUGGACGAAUUAUAUGGGUUGGUAGUUUUCUCCAAGUUGGACUUGAGGUCCGGAUAUCAUCAAAUCAGGGUGGUUCCUGAAGAUGUGGAAAAAACAGCAUUUAGGACUCACGAAGGGCACUAUGAAUUCCUAGUGAUGCCCUUUGGGUUGACUAAUGCCCCAUCAACUUUUCAAGGUUUAAUGAAUGAGAUGUUUCGGCCUUAUUUAAGAAGGUUUGUUCUAGUGUUUUUUGACGACAUUCUAAUUUACAGCAAGUGCUGGACAGACCAUAAGAAGCAUUUGGAAGUGGUGCUGGAGGUGCUGAAGAAGAACCAGCUGUAUGCCAAACUGUCAAAAUGCCAAUUUGGAGUUACAGAGGUGGAUUAUUUGGGGCACGUGAUUAAUGAAAAAGGGGUAAUGGCUGAUUCCCGUAAAGUGGCUGCCAUGUUAGAAUGGCCUGUAUCGCUGAAUGUUAAAUCAUUAAGGGGUUUCUUGGGUUUGACGGGUUACUACCGCAAAUUUAUUAAAGGAUAUGGAACAAUUGCUGCUCCAUUAACAGAUUUAUUAAAAAAACAUGCCUUUGUGUGGAAUGAUGGAGCAAUGAAGGCUUUUAAUGAGCUGAAGUUGGCUAUGACACAACCCCCGGUUCUUAGACUUCCGGAUUUUUCAAAACCCUUUACCAUUGAGUGUGAUGCAAGUGGUAGAGGGAUGGGAGCAGUUUUAUUGCAAGCUGGUCAGCCCCUUGCUUACUGGGAAGGUACUUGA
This is a messenger RNA of Juglans regia (Persian walnut), 2646 nucleotides long. RefSeq lists its product as uncharacterized. The record is from RefSeq and is a predicted model, not a curated record. Gene Ontology annotation, molecular function: aspartic-type endopeptidase activity. The coding region runs from base 1 to 2646 and encodes 881 amino acids. The transcript has a single exon. NCBI's taxonomy places the organism in Eukaryota, Viridiplantae, Streptophyta, Magnoliopsida, Fagales, Juglandaceae. Gene Ontology annotation, biological process: proteolysis.